Messenger RNA from Chenopodium quinoa (quinoa), 726 nucleotides. RefSeq lists its product as uncharacterized. The coding region runs from base 1 to 726 and encodes 241 amino acids. The record is from RefSeq and is a predicted model, not a curated record. The transcript is spliced from 2 exons. Lineage: Eukaryota; Viridiplantae; Streptophyta; Magnoliopsida; Caryophyllales; Amaranthaceae.
AUGUGUGAUGAAUAUAAUGCCAUGGUACAUUUAGUGCCACACCCCGCCGAUGCCAAUGUCAUCCGUGGUAUGUGGAUAUUCAGGAACAAAAAGAAGUCAUACUGUUCUUUUGAGCGGUAUAAGGCUCUGUUUGUGGCUAAUGGUAAAGGUCAAGAGGUUGGUGUUGAUUGUGACGAGACAUUUAGUCUGGUUGUCAAACCUACUACCAUUCGUACUAUUUUGAGUUUAGUUGUGUCAAGAAAGUGGAGUAUUCAUCAACUUGAUGUGAAAAAUGCAUUUCUUCAUGGUAACUUGCAAGAAACCGUGUAUAUGCAUCAACCACCUGGAUUUGUUGAUCCGGAUAAGCCCAAACAUGAUCUUGGCCCCCUCUCCUACUUUCUUGGUAUUUUUGUCUCUCGAUCCAAGGAAGGAAUGUUUCUUUGUCAAAGAAAGUAUGCACAGGAAAUUCUUGCCCGGGCUAAUAUGUCUUAUUGUAAACCGGCCUCUACUCCUGUGGACACGAAGUCCAAACUUAGUGCUUCUAGUGGCAACAAGUUUGACAAUGCGAAUCUAUAUCGUCAACUUGAUGGGGCACUUCAGUAUCUUACCUUCACUAGACCGGACAUCACUUAUGCAGUUCAGCAGAUGUGCCUGUUCAUGCAUGACCCCCGAGAAUCUCAUUUUUAUGCUCUUAAGCGUAUUCUUCGAUACAUAAAAGAUACGCUUAAUUAUGGGAUGCAUUUAUGA